This is a messenger RNA of Ipomoea triloba (trilobed morning glory), 1740 nucleotides long. Its product is annotated as hydroxyphenylpyruvate reductase. Gene Ontology annotation, molecular function: NAD binding; hydroxypyruvate reductase [NAD(P)H] activity; glyoxylate reductase (NADPH) activity. Lineage: Eukaryota; Viridiplantae; Streptophyta; Magnoliopsida; Solanales; Convolvulaceae. Bases 58 to 999 code for a protein of 313 amino acids. The transcript has 2 exons. The record is from RefSeq and is a predicted model, not a curated record. Gene Ontology annotation, cellular component: cytosol.
GCUCCGCUUUGAACUUCACUCGCUAGUCGCAGCUGCAACCAAACUUCAGAAUCGAAAAUGGAGAACGCGGGCGUGUUGAUGACGUGUCCAAUGUCAUCCUAUCUGGAAGCGCAACUCCAAAAGCGGUUCAAGCUCUUCCGAUUCUGGGACGCUCCUUCCGAGCCCGAUUUCCUGAAGCACAACACCGGCUCAAUCCGAGCCGUAGUCGGAAACGCCUCGUGCGGGGCUGAUUCAUGCCUCAUCGAUUCCCUGCCCAACCUGGAAAUCGUCUCCACCUACAGCGUGGGUUUCGAUAAGAUUGACUUGGCUAAAUGCAGAGAGCGGGGCAUUAGAGUUACCAACACUCCCGAUGUGCUUACUGACGAAGUCGCCGAUACCGCAAUCGCACUGGUCUUGGCUACGUUGAGGAGAAUAUGCGUGGCUGAUAGGUUCGUAAGGAGUGGAUUGUGGAGGAAUGGCGAUUUUGAGCUCGCUACUAAGUUCAGUGGUAAAUCAGUUGGCAUACUUGGAUUAGGCAGAAUUGGUACAGCAAUAGCUAAGAGAGCUGAAGCAUUUGGCUGCAGAAUUAGCUACACCGCCAGGUUGAAGAAGCCAAAUAACAACUACAAAUACUGCUCGAGUGUUGUAGAUUUGGCUGCCAAUUGCCAAAUCCUUGUUGUUGCUUGUUCGUUGACAGAAGAAACCCGGCACAUCAUCAAUCGUCAGGUGAUUGAUGCAUUAGGUCCCAACGGCAUUCUCAUCAAUAUAGGGCGAGGCUCUCAUGUAGAUGAACCUGAACUUGUGUCUGCUUUACUUGAAGGCCGUUUAGGUGGGGCUGGGCUUGAUGUUUUCGAGAGUGAGCCUGGCGUGCCUGAACAGUUUCUUGGGCUAAAAAACGUUGUUCUUCUGCCUCACGUUGGAAGUGACACUGUUGAAACUUGCAGAGCCAUGGCUGAUCUUGUCAUUGCAAAUCUGGAGGCUCAUUUUCUUAACAAACCAUUACUCACUCCUGUGGUUUGAGCAUGCUAUGAUAUCCCCUUCAUAAGUUUAUUACUUUAGCUGGCCUUCUUUACUACCUCAGACCUCUUCAGAUUUCUCUAAUGUCAUAUUCUCUUUCUUGGUGUUAGGAUCAAACACUUACCAAAAGCUAUAACUAGUAGCAAAGGCGCAACUUUAUUGACUUGACCCUUUACUGGUCUUUGCCUAACAAUUCCCUUAGCCACAUGGUGUUGGAUUUGGUCUUUUACUGGCCUCCACCCAACACUUGGCUACAUAAAAAUCUCAGCUCUUUCUUUACAAUAGAGUCCUGGAGGCUUGAAUUCCUGAAAUUAGGUCUUGCAGGUCUGCAUUUGACUAAAUGCCUAUUGAUAUUAGCAUAUGCAAUCAGUUCAUCUGCAGUAUUGUUUUUCUCAUGCCUCCAUAAUUGCUGAAGCAAGGUAUCAGAUUAGAUGACUACCAAUAAAACAGUGGAGAAAGUGGAGCAGAGAACAUAAAGAUAGGAUAUGAGGUGCUUAAUGUCCUUUAAUAUUGUAUUCAUCAAUUGAUCUAUUUGUCUUGAGCAUAGGUUUCCAGAUUAUACUGAGAUAUAAUAGAUUUCAUAUCAUUACUAUCUAGGCAGCAUGGUUUUCAGGGCCAUUUAUUGCAAUGAAUGUGCUCGUGUAACUUGUUAUAUGCUAGUGGCAUAAACUUGGUCAUUAUUUCACUUGUAUUUUUUAUAUUAAAUUUUUUACAAUAAAUAUUACAAUUUAUUUAUAUUUCACA